This is a messenger RNA of Anopheles cruzii, 4731 nucleotides long. Its product is annotated as lateral signaling target protein 2 homolog. The transcript is spliced from 4 exons. Gene Ontology annotation, molecular function: metal ion binding. The record is from RefSeq and is a predicted model, not a curated record. Gene Ontology annotation, cellular component: early endosome membrane. NCBI's taxonomy places the organism in Eukaryota, Metazoa, Arthropoda, Insecta, Diptera, Culicidae. Bases 57 to 3284 code for a protein of 1075 amino acids.
UACGGAGAUUGAUAAGUCAUAUCCAACCAGGGGUUAAGAGUGGAGCGCCGACAGCAAUGGAUUCGUUGCGAAAAUGGUUGAACAAGCCCAAGGCCGACGAUAAAUCGCUGCUGGCACGAUUUUACCAUGCUGAUCGUGCCCUGACAGCGAUCGCCAGCGAGUUGGACAGCUUCGACGGACGGGCUGAGCCGGUCCGCUGCACUCGGCUCGUUGGCCGCUUGCGCCAAAGUCAGGAUCGCGUUCUGGCGAUCACGAACCAGAUCAUGGACGAGCUGUUGGGGGAGGACCGUGCCUCGCGUGCCUUUCGUGUGAAAUUCCCGGAGGAGGUUCUACAGGAGAGUUUGGCCGGUCAGCUGUGGUUCGGUGCCGAGUGUCUGGCCGCGGGCUCGUCAAUCCUGAACCGUGAGUUCGAGUCGGCCAAGAUGCGACCGCUUGCCAAAGCGGUCAGCAAAACGUUGGAGAUCGUGCGGAGUCGACUGCGCGAGCAGUGCCUUCGCAACAAUACGCCCAACAGUCCGACGCUGCGGCUGGACCUGAACGAUGCGGCCACCGAGCAGUUGUACGAGAGUCUGAAGAUCUUCGAUCGUCUGUUUGCGCAGUUUGAGCUCGUGUACGUGAGUGCGAUGGUGCAGGUGAAGACGAAGCAGGAGUAUGAAAUGCAGGAACUGAUUUGUGUGCUGUUCUCGGAGACGCUCCAGCGCGCACUGAAGAUCGGCCUGCUCGAGCAGGAGCAGGUGGAUUCGUACGAUCCCGCCCUGAUGUUCUCGAUUCCGCGGCUAGCGAUCAUCGCCGGGUUGGCUAUCUUUUGUGAUGGGCCACUGAACAUGGACCAACCGGCGGACAACAUCUCGGAAAUGUUUCGACCCUUUCGCAAGCUGCUCAUCAAGAUGCGCGAUCUGCUGCACACGCUCACCAAAACCGAGCUCUAUCAACUGGAAAAGCUGCUCUGUACGAACGAGGAGAUAAACCUGGGCGAACAACUGAUCUGUGAUGAGGAUGUGGCGAACAGUGGCGGUGGUAGCGGCGGUGGUGCCGACGCGCGCACCGUUCGGAAGGGCGCGGAUGAGUACGAACCGUUGGGUGAGGGCAAGGAACACGUGCUUAUAGUGACCACAACGACCGCCACCGAUGGUGGGGGCGAUGAUCGUGAAGAUGAUCGGACGGAUGGCAUUACUGACGGUGGCGCGUUCGAUUUGAGUGAUAGGUUAGGGUGUGAAUAUAGUGUUGAUAGCAGUACCGGUGGUGGCAGUAGUAGUGGUAGUGGAUACAAGGCAAAGAAUCGGCAGUCGCGGAAGCAGCUUCGAUUACCACAACAUUCCUCACAGCUGUACGAUGAAGAGAUGGUUGCGAACGCAACGGUGAAAGACGACAAUAAUCAACGCAGCAACGACGAUGAAAUCGACGACGAAGAUGAUGGCGCGAAGGAGCAGGACGAGGACGAGGAAGUGGACGAGGAUGGUGUUUUGAAGGACAUUCUCGUCACCUCGGACUGCACCUCGGGAUAUCUGAUACCGAACACGAACUUUGGAAAUCUGCUACAGACAAACGAGGCACCGCUGACGGACAGUUUUAUCGAGACGGACGAUGAGGUGCGGUUACUGAGUGACGAGGCCGCACAAAUGGAGGUAGCAAACGUGCUAGUGGAAGGAGCCAACAUAGAGAGCAUUCUCGCUGGCGGUCAGCAGCUGCUGGAGUCGGAUUCGGGUCACGCCACAGCCACUAACAGCACGGACAUGUCGCCGGAGCUAGAAAGCGAGCGAACCGUGGCCAUUGUCGGUGGGGGGUCCAGUGCUGCUGUUAUAUCGGCGGCCGCCAACAUCUCAGCCAAAGCGAUCCAGCGAUCGGCCGGAAGCUCCGGUUUGCGGAAGAAGCCUCUUCCCACCAAUCGGAAGCAGUCGGAAACGAUCGAAUCGUCCAGCGAAGACGAACUGGAAGCGGACAACGAUAAUGGUUACGUAGAUGCAGAAGACGGUGACGACGACGACGAUGACGACGAGGAGGCGGGACGUGGUGGCGGAAACGAUCGAACGGAAUUUUUUGAAAGCAAUUUUUCGAACGGCCUCUGUCCGUGUGGAAGUCGAAGAAAGCACCCGCGCCAUAUGCGAUACGUUCGUCAUAUGCGGCCGGCAACCAAACCAGCAUCCCACCACUACACCAGCACCAUCAUCAUCCCGACGCAGACCGCAUCGACCAGCAUCACCGCCUCCCACGAUGGGAAUAGUCGUCACCAAGAGCAACGCGCCUCAUUCUCAAGCUGUGAUACUUCUCCGACGCAAAGCGAAUGUAGCGAUGCCCACGAGGUGUCGCUGGCGAUUCGUGCUGCUGGCCGCAACAAGUUCAAAACGACGGAAAACCUGCUCCACCGUUUGUUCGUGUGCAUUGCGGGCGUGGCGGACCAGCUGCAGACGAAUUUUGCGGCCGACCUGAGGAAGAUGCUUAAGAGUGUGUUCGUCAUGAACUCGUCCCCGCCCGAACCGGAACAGCCGCCUCCGAAGGCGACCGUCGGUGUCGGUGAGUCGAAAGAGAAUCAACAUCCGGCGGAUUUGUUUGAGUUCCGGGCCAGCGAAGAGGACGUUAUUACGGCCGAUCAGAACCAUAGCGGUGGCUCAAGCCAAAGCAUCUACUCGGCCGAGGAAGCGAACCCGGAGCAGGAUUCUGUGUUCGUUUCAUCGGGCGAUUCCUCGCCCGUGCGUCGCACGGCGAGUGUGGAGAGCGGCAACGUCACGGUGAACGUGUCCGUCUCGGUCGUCACAUCCUCGUCCGGCAGCGGAGGAAGCGGCGGCAGUGGAGGAAACGUCGGUGGCAUACGCACGGGCCAGGAGCGAAGUGUCAGUCUCAGUGAGGCUUGCAUCGUGGUGGAAGGUGGCAAAGGCUCCCUGCGCCGUUACAGUGCCAGUGGAACGAAAAACGAUUACGGUCGAAGCAGGAGCAGCCCAAACAGUCCAAUCAAUAGCAAUAGCAUUGGCAGUAGUAACCAUAGUUCCGGCAACACCAAUGCAUCCUCCGUGGAGCGGGAUUUACACAUCGACCAGCACCGCCAUGAGCACCAGCACCAACGCCGGAUGCCGGAAGAACCGCCACGGUGGAUCCCGGACUGCGAUGCUCCCCGGUGCAUGGCUUGUGCCUCGGCUUUCACUCCGUUCCGCAGGAGACACCACUGUCGCAACUGUGGCGGAGUGUUUUGUGGUGUUUGCUCCAACCUUUCAGCGCCCCUUCCGAAGUACGGUCUGACGAAAGCCGUCCGUGUGUGUCGCGAAUGUUUUGCUCGUGAGGUCGGCGUGUAAAACCGUGUGAUGUUUUGUAGGUAGUCGUUACGAUGUCUGUCUGUUUGUUUCGGUUUAAAGUCUGUUCUGUUUUGUUGCUUUUUGCUCGCCCCGCGAUGUAACUGAAGCAGAACAUUUUUAUUUUUAUCAUAUGAUUUGUUGCAAAAAGUUUUUUUUUAUAUUUGACAUUGAUCGAUCGGAUUUUAAAUUUUGACUCUUCUAUUUUGUUAGUACUUUGUCUUUGUAUCUUUGUGUCAUUUUGACCUGUAAAGUUAUUUGUUUAGGUUGGUUCUGCAAUUUGCUAUUCAUGUUAUUACUUUUAUGGAACACUAGCUUCUAAUUGACAACUGGGAAUGGUAUUUGUAAGCACAACGAACGCGAAGAAUGUGACCAAUUAAUGACACCAAUAUCAUGUUCAUACAAUAAAUACGAUAGAAAAGCUACCAUUACUUCGAGGGCAGAAAAUCCACUGUCAAUGUGGGUUUUAUGGAGCGCUCGAAAGCAUCCUCAAUACUGCGUGCUCUAGCCCAUUUCCCAUAAAGAAAAAAGGAAAGGCAUACAAAUCGCUGCUAUCGCGGUUCGAUUUCAAAACAUUCCCUCUUUGCUGGAACCUUUCAUAGGAAAAGCCACAGCAUAUUGCUCCUGCCGUACCUACUCCUAAAGGAAAAGUUUGCUCUGCUAUAUCCGUAAUUUAGAAGAAAAAUCGCGAACCCCUUGGCAUUUCGAGAGAAGGAAAUGGAGUGUAACACCCAAUUAUUCAAAGAUAUUUUCUUCAGCGAUUAAAGAAACGUCCAUUCGAAGGAGUUUUGUUCGUUCGUUUGGUUUUAUCGUGACGGUUCAUUAGGUAAUUUUCCGAUCGCUACAGAUAUACUGCUCCCGAUGUAUUUAUCCUCAGUGCGGGUUCCAUCUAAACAACCAUACUGCUCUAGACACGGUCACUGUUGAAGACGUACAUAUUACAACGUUUGGCGAAUAACGUGUUCACCAACAGGUUCUUUCUAUUGCUUCAAAAGUUUCCAGAAAGAAGAAAAACAAAGGCAACAAGUUUCGGAGAAUGUUGCAGGACAGCGGUGGAAGAGAUCGUCGGAGAACGAGGGAGAGAGAUAGAGAUCUAGAACGAAUCAUUGGGAAACAUGAAGGUGAAAACAGGCGAAGAUGUAAUUUGAUAAAGGUUUAAUCCUAAUUUGAGUGAUAUCUAAAUAUAAAUAAAAAACUAUAUAACAUAAUUAAAAAUGGAGUUUAAAAAGCAAGUAAAUUUCUGAGGGCGAAAAGCACUAAGCAUAUAACGUAGCUCGCAUUAUAUUUGAUUCGAGAUUAUGCAGACGCAUAAAAAAAACACGAGAGCGUAUAGAAAAUGCAAAUAAAAGUGUAUUACAGAUCAUGAAACAUUUUUGCUACAGAGAAACACGAUCGCCAGCAGUCGUUUUCGGCGGGGAAAUUAUGAUGAAUGAUGGAUAAUAAAAUCUGU